Leptopilina boulardi is the source of this 2184-nucleotide messenger RNA. RefSeq lists its product as uncharacterized. The record is from RefSeq and is a predicted model, not a curated record. The transcript has a single exon. Lineage: Eukaryota; Metazoa; Arthropoda; Insecta; Hymenoptera; Figitidae. Gene Ontology annotation, molecular function: nucleic acid binding. The coding region runs from base 1 to 2184 and encodes 727 amino acids.
AUGUAUCCACUAACAGCUAAAGAAAAAGAAGACUUUGUUUGUGCAGUGAUGUGUCAUAUUUGUAAAAAACCAAUACGUCCACAGUUUAAGAAGGUUCGCGAUCACUGCCACUUAACUGGAAAAUAUCGUGGGGCUGCACACGAAUACUGCAAUCUCAUCUACCAAGACUGUAGUGUUAUUCCCGUUGUAUUUCACAACUUGAGUGGAUACGAUGCUCACUUCAUCAUUAGGGAUGUAGCUACACAAUUCAAUGGAAAAGUUAAAGUUCUUGCUCUCAAUAAAGAAAAGUAUAUUUCUUUCACAAAAUAUGUGGAAAAUACGCGGAUCAAAUUUCGAUUUAUAGACUCAUUCAGGUUUCUUGCUUCAUCUCUCGAGAAGUUAGCAUCAUAUCUCACCGAAUACAAGUGUAUCAAUGCUGAGUUUUUCGAUAUAGAGAGGGAAAAAAUUGAGUUGUUAACGCGAAAAGGUGUUUUUCCUUAUGAAUAUCUAGAUAAAAAAGAAAGACUUAGUGAAACGCAACUACCAGCGAAAAAACAUUUUUAUAGCACGCUAAACGAUUCCACAAUUUCUGAUGAUGACUAUAGACAUGCACAGAAUGUAUGGUCUGCAUUUGAGUGUCAAACUUUAGGUGACUACGUCAAAUUGUACCUCAAAACUGAUGUUUUACUUCUCGCCGAUGUUUUCGAGGGUUUUCGUGAGCAGUGUUGUAGUGUGUAUGAUCUAGACCCUGCGAAUUAUUACACAACACCGGGCCUAACAUGGGACGCUAUGCUUAAGUACACAAAUAUACGAUUAGAACUCUUCACUGACGUUGACAUGCUGUUGAUGAUUGAGCAAGGCAAACGAGGCGGUGUGAGUCAAUGCUCUAACCGUUACUCGGCUGCCAACAACAAGUACAUGACAGCUUACAACGAAAGUGAGGAGAGUGUGUACAUUGUGUACUUGGAUGAAAACAAUUUGUAUGGGUGGGCAAUGGGACAACCGCUUCCUCAUGGAGAAUUUGAGUGGGUGUCCAAUGUCGACGAUAGCUUUGAUUUUAAUAUUCCGGAUGAUGCACCAUUCGGUUACAUCUUAGAAGUCGACUUGGAUUACCCGCAAGAGCUCCAUGAUGAACAUAACGAUUUACCGUUUUGUCCAGAACAUGCGAGUCCACUAGGUUCAAAUCAAGCAAAGCUCCUUACAACCCUCUCACCGAAACAAAAAUAUGUUCUUCAUUAUCGCACUCUAAAACAAGCUCUAGCAAAUGGAUUAGUAUUGCGUCGAAUAUACCGUGUUAUUAAAUUUUCACAAUCAACGUGGCUUAAAAGUUAUAUCGACUAUAAUACUAAUCUUAGAGCAAAUGCAAAGAACGAUUUUGAAAAAAAUUUAUUUAAAUUAAUGAAUAAUGCCGUUUAUGGAAAAACAAUGGAAAAUGUUCGAAAAUAUGUAAAUGUUAAACUUGUGACAAAGUGGGAGGGAAGGUAUGGAGCUGAAGCUUUAAUAGCGAAACCAAAUUUUCAUAGUCGAGCGAUUUUCAGUGAAAACCUUGUCGCUAUUGAAUUGCGUAGAUUGGAAGUUCUGUUCAACAAACCCAUCUAUAUCGGCCUCACUGUACUUGAUGUGUCAAAGAUAUUAAUGUAUGAAUUUCACUACGACUACGUGCGUAAAAAGUAUGGUGACAAGUGUAAGUUAUUAUACACGGAUACAGACAGUUUCAUAUAUGAAUUAAAAUGUGUAGAUGUAUAUGAAGAUAUGAAGAAUGAUAUUCAGAAAUUUGACACUUCCGAUUACCCAGUAAACAAUGUGUAUGGAAUGCCGCAGGCCAACAAAAAAGUAUUAGGUCUUAUGAAAGAUGAAUGUAGUGGAAAAAUCAUAACCGAGUUUGUUGGUCUGCGGAGUAAAAUGUAUAGUAUACGCAUAAACGGUGUGGACGGAGUUAAAAAAGCAAAAGGUGUAAAAUCUAACAUUGUAAAGAAAACUAUUACUUUUGAUGAUUAUAAAGAGUGCCUUCGAGAAAAUAUAAAGCAAACGCGAACUCAACAUCUUAUUCGGUCGCGAUUACAUAAUGUAGAAACGAUUCGUCAAACAAAACUAGCACUUAGUUCUUAUGACGAUAAGCGAUUCUUACUGUCAAAUAGUACUGAUACCCUUGCGUUGGGACAUUUUAGAAUUAGAGAAGUCGAGGAAAAUGAUAUGGAAGAAUGA